Molecule: messenger RNA, 2196 nt
Organism: Panicum virgatum (switchgrass)
Lineage: Eukaryota; Viridiplantae; Streptophyta; Magnoliopsida; Poales; Poaceae
Product: cyclic nucleotide-gated ion channel 18-like
Exons: 5
Coding region: 1-2196 (731 amino acids)
Biological process (GO): monoatomic ion transport; transmembrane transport
Cellular component (GO): membrane
Molecular function (GO): monoatomic ion channel activity
Source: RefSeq, a predicted model, not a curated record
AUGGCCGGCUUCAUCCACCGCCGCAUCCUCCCGCCGUUCCGCCGCCCGCCGCUGCCCUUCUUCCACCCGGGCGCCGGCGCGCCCGCCGCGGCGCUGCCCGGCGGCGCCGCGGCGCGCCGGCCCUGGACGCCCCGCCGCAUCCUCGACCCCGGCGACGACGUCGUGCUCCGGUGGUACCGCCUCUUCCUCGUCACCUGCCUCGUCGGCCUCUUCGUCGACCCGCUCUACUUCUACCUCCUCCACACCGACGGCCUCGCCGCCUGCGUCUCCAUGGACAUGGGCAUCGGCGUCCUCGUCACCGCCGUCCGCACCUUCGCCGACCUCUUCUACCUCGCCCACAUGAUCCUCAAGUUCCGCAUCGCCUUCGUCGCGCCCAGCUCCCGCAUCUUCGGCCGCGGCGAGCUCGUCAGGGACCCCGACCAGAUCGCCAUCCGCUACCUCAAGAACGACUUCAUCAUCGACCUCGCCGCCAUGCUCCCCAUCCCGCAGAUGAUAAUCUGGUUCGUGAUACCUGCCGUGAGCACAUCCUCGGCCAACCACACCAACAACACGCUCUCGAUGAUCGUGCUGAUCCAGUACAUCCCAAGAGUGUACCUCAUCAUAUCCCUCAACUCCAAGAUCGUCAAGGCGAGCGGCGUCGUCACGAGGACAGCUUGGGCAGGGGCUGCCUACAACCUGCUCCUCUACACACUGGCAAGCCAUGUUCUUGGCGCUCUGUGGUACCUUCUGUCCGUGGAGCGGCAGUACUCGUGCUGGAUGGAGGUGUGCACGAACGAGAACGGCACCACAGCAGCCAUCCCCAGAUGCCUGAUGACCUUCCUGGACUGCAAGAGCAGGGAGGACCCCGUGCGGCAGACCUGGCACAACCACAGCGCGAUCCAGAAGCAGUGCAUGCUCCCGGACGCCGAGUACGACUACGGGCUGUUCGCCGAUGCCCUCAACCUGGAUCGCAACGGCGUCGCCUUCAUCGACAAGUACCUCUACUGCCUCUGGUGGGGGUUCCGGAACUUGAGUUCCUACGGGCAGAACCUGCAGAACAGCACCUACAAGGGGGAGACCGUCUUCUGCAUUCUCAUCUGCAUCAUGGGCCUUGUCUUCUUCUCACAUCUCAUUGGAAACAUGCAGACCUACUUGCAGUCGAUGACGGUGCGGCUGGAGGAGUGGCGCGUGAAGCGGCGCGACAUCGAGGAGUGGAUGCGGCACCGGCAGCUGCCGCCGGAGCUGCAGGAGCGCGUGCGGCGCUUCUUCCAGUACAAGUGGCUGGCGACGCGCGGCGUAGACGAGGAGUCGAUCCUGCAGUCGCUGCCGCUGGACCUCCGGCGCGAGAUCCAGCGGCACCUCUGCCUGGCCCUGGUCCGGCGCGUGCCCUUCUUCUCGCAGAUGGACGAGCAGCUGCUGGACGCCAUCUGCGAGCGCCUGGUGUCGUCGCUGAGCACCAAGGACGCCUACAUCGUGCGCGAGGGCGACCCCGUCAGCGAGAUGCUCUUCAUCAUCCGCGGCGAGCUCGAGAGCUCCACCACCGACGGCGGGCGCACCAACUUCUUCAGCUCCAUCACGCUCCGCCCGGGGGACUUCUGCGGCGAGGAGCUCCUGACGUGGGCGCUCAUGCCCAGCCCCAGCCUCAACUUCCCGCAGUCCACGCGCACCGUGCGGUCGGUGACGGAGGUGGAGGCCUUCGCCCUCCGCGCCGACGACCUCAAGUACGUCGCCAACCAGUUCAAGCGCCUGCACAGCAAGCGCCUGCAGCACGCGUUCCGGUACUACUCGCACCAGUGGCGCAGCUGGGGGGCGUGCUUCGUGCAGGGCGCGUGGCGGAGGUACAAGAAGCGGAAGCUCGCCAGGGAGCUCAUGAAGCAGGAGGGGAUCUACUACCAGGACGCCGACGAGGGCGGCGCCGGCGGCGAGGGGGCGGCGGGGCCGCUCGGCCUCGGCGACGCCGACGGCGCGCCGCUGCUGGGCGAGUUCGUCAAGGGCGGCGGGGACGGGGACCCCGGCGCCGGCGCCGCGGGGGACGGCGGCUCCGGCGGCGGCGCGCACCUCUCGGCCACGCUCCUGGCGUCCAAGUUCGCCAAGAACACCAAGCGCGGCGCCGCGCUGCACCACAAGCGGAUCGAGGACGUGUCCGCCAUCAAGUUCCCCAAGCUCGCCAAGCCCGACGAGCCCGACUUCUCCUUGCACACCGACGACGUGCUGUGA